Pantherophis guttatus is the source of this 1692-nucleotide messenger RNA. It is a transcript of the gene SBSPON, whose product is annotated as somatomedin B and thrombospondin type 1 domain containing. The record is from RefSeq and is a predicted model, not a curated record. Lineage: Eukaryota; Metazoa; Chordata; Lepidosauria; Squamata; Colubridae.
GACCCUGCUGUGAAAGGGCGGGCGGCGGCGGUAGAGCAUCCCUCGCCCUCUCCCGAGGGACGGAGACAAGCGCGCGGCCGCGCAGAAUUCCGCCCUUCCUGGAAAGAGCAGCGGCCACUUUCACGGACUCUCGCGUGUCCGACUUUCUUUUCCACACUCACGGCUCGCCCCGCAGCACCGAGAGACCGACGCAAGGGCGCCCCCACCCCGGACUGGCGAAUUCCGUGCCCUCGAGGCAGGGAGAUGGGUAUCAGUGCUGCCCCGGGACUCCUGGCUCUGGUGGCGCUUUCGACGCUCGGGCGCCUCGCCGGAGCGGGUUGCGUCGAGGAAAGGCGCUGCUGUCCCGGGCGGGAUCCGACGUGCACCGCCACCGGCUGGCGCCUAGACAGAAUUUACGGGACCUGCUUCUGCGACGAGGCGUGCGAACAGACCGGCGACUGUUGCCACGACUACGCCCAGGCGUGCCCAGCUGUUUCGUGUGUUGUGGGGGAAUGGAAUCACUGGAGUGGCUGUGCAGAACAAUGUAAACCCACCUUCCGGAUGCGUACACGUAUUAUACAACAAGAGCCAAAAAAUGGUGGGGAGCCUUGUCCUCCGUUGGAAGAAAAAGCUGGCUGCCUGGAAUACUCAACUCAUGAAGGGAAAGAUUGUGGAGAUGUUCCUGCAUUCAUAACUACUUCUGAAUAUAGUAAAGAGAGAAAAAAGACAGCUGUACAUCCAAGGUGGUCUUCAGAAACAGAAGAUUCUAGGAGUUACUGUGUGGAAUUUAAAACAGAAUCAUUGUCUCCUUACUGCUCUAUGGAAACUCGCCCGUAUGCUCGAUGGAUGCAGUACCUUCGAGCAGGCUAUACAGUAUGUGUAAUCUGCCAGGAGCCAGCAAUGCACAGAGAUAGCUAUCGUUGUCCUGGAGAUGGAACUGAUACUGAUAGCUAUGGGCUCCUUCUCUAUUCUUACCUCUUCAUUCUUUAGGCAGCACUUUUCCACCCAUCUCCCAAGGUUGUUCCCACAUACCAUCACAAAUAUAGUUAUAUUAAACGUAUCUAUUAAGAGUUCUACUAAUAUUGGAAUGGUCAAGGAGACGAUUCCUCCUUCUACCUGCAUUUCUUCAAAAGCUGGAAAACUGGAAGACCAUUCAAAGAAGCAUGAGAAAUAUAAACAAUUGCUGUGAAUGUUUUGCACAAAAUACAACAUCUCUGUAAAGCAGCCACAUUUAUUUUCAGGCUUCUAAGGAAGUGGGAAAGGAGACAUGACUUAAAUGAGUCACAUGAAAGAUGACAUUGUCUUAAUGAGUCGUUUUGUUAAAGCAUCAUCUUUUAUCAUGAUCACAUGGAGAUCUGUUUAAAGGGCUGCCAUUCCCUUGCCUUUUGAAGUAUCUCUUCAGAAGCAUUUCAAAAUGACACAUAGGUGUACUAUGAUCCUCUUUCCAAGACCAUCUGCUAGAUACCAGAAUCCUGAAUGAGAAAGAAUCUUUAUGUUCAAGAAAUGUCACUGUUUGCAUCCCAACAGUUUGCAACUGUUUCAGUCAAGAAAAUACUAUUUGCUCUUAUAUGGGUAGUGAAAAUUACUGCGGUGUCCUUGUAACUGUUUGCUAUCUAUAAGAAUAUUCAAAUAGGGAAGUCAUUAUUUACACCAUUCCUCACAAUAGGAUAUUAACGUUCUAUGAAGGAAUAUCUAUACCAUUAAGACAAUAUA